This is a messenger RNA of Babesia bigemina, 2025 nucleotides long. Its product is annotated as membrane skeletal protein, putative. The record is from RefSeq and is a predicted model, not a curated record. Lineage: Eukaryota; Apicomplexa; Aconoidasida; Piroplasmida; Babesiidae. Bases 1 to 2025 code for a protein of 674 amino acids. The transcript has 3 exons.
AUGUCAUCAUGUCAUAGUGGGGAUAACAAGCUCCAUUCGUCUCACGGGGUAACUGGAAUUCACGUCACUGAUAUAAUGGACGUAACUAAGUCCAGUGACACAGAGAGCACAUGCACGAACCCAGACCUGGUUCAGAGAUAUGCCGAACAGCUAUUUACACUGGACAAAAAGCCGGAAUCGUUGUACGAGUGCCCCACUUCCGCGUGUUCAAUUGCAUCCGUCGGCGCCCAGCAAGAUGCGUACGGCACCCUGAACUCAGCAAUAUUCAAUACCCAGAGUCUCGAUAGCUCGGAUGAAGAGCCUCCAGUAGCCCCGGAACCGUACUACUCUAAGGAAACGCCUUCCAUUGAAAGAGCUACUAAUCUGACAACACCAUCUAAGGAAAUAGGAUCUCCAGUAUUCACUUAUCAACAGGCAGUGGGAGGUUAUUUCGCCGGUUCGCCUGGAACUCUUUUGGUGGGCUCAGGGACACUGUCUGAAAGGCCGAAGAAUUUCAUAGCGGAAUCAACGAUGGGUGAUGCGACGCCACUCAGGCAAGACAUUACGGAGCCUGCAACAGUAGUUAUGACGCCAUGUUCGUCACCAUAUGGGGCUGUAGGAGCAACUAUAUUAAGUCCAAAUGUAUCGGAGAGAAACAUAGGGACCGAAUCGCCCCUCGCAAGGGAGUGUCACACGCCAAUGGGCGUACAACAAGGCACUCCCCUGUCGCGUAUUAGUGCGUCAACAUCCCCAGCCGUAAAGGAUUAUUCGCGUGCUGUGGAAUGUAGCAAUAACUCCGAAACAUCGUUUGUACACGAGGGUUACGACACUGUACAGAUACCCAGAUAUCGGCCCGUGGAAGUUGUAGACAAGGUCGUGGAGGUGCCAGUUGUACAUCAUGUAGAUACGUAUGUGCCCAAAAAAGAAAUUCAAGAAAUUGAAAGUUUCGUGAAGAAGCCGUACACCAAAUACGUUGACAAAUUCAUAGAGGUGCCUGAGGUGCAUUACAGCGAUAGGAUAGUAGAGGUGCCCGAGUACCACGAAAUAACUAAAACAGUUACCAAAGUAGAAGUACAGGAACGUAUCAAGUAUGUGCCCAAGGUAGAAGUGAAAGUCGUGCCCAAGUAUGUGGAAGUCCCUGUUAUAAAGAUUGUCGAUCGAUACGAGGAAUACGAAGAGGUGGAGGAAGUUAUCAAGGAGGUUGAAAAGGUCGAAAUCGUCGAUGUUCCGAGGGAGGUUGUGAAGCACGUAGUAAAACCGGUGAAGAAAAUCAUAGAGCAGGAACGCAUAAUACCUGUAAAUAAGCAUCGCGACGUACCUGUGGAAAAGGUUAAAUUUGUCCCUAAAAUCGAAACAGUCGAAGUCAUCAGGGAGGUGCCCAAAAUUAUCGACGUUCCAGUGCCUUACAAUGUCCACAAAAUCGAAUAUGUAGAUAAGCCGUAUAUCGUUCCGGAAUACCGCGAUGUCCAAGUAGGGGUUCCAGUCAGAAAGAGGGUGACGCCAAUAUACCGCUACGAAGGAGAACCUGAAAUCAUUGACCUACCGGUGCACAAGCCCUACUUCGUUAUACACGAUCAUAUUACUUUCAAACCGGCUGCACAGCCAAUUUCAGAAAAAAUCAAAGUCGUGGGAUCCCGUCCCAUCGACCUGAAUACGCUAACUACAGAGGAUAGAGUAGAUGCGCAAGAACGGAUGCACAACGCAGUCAAUCAGAGGCCAUUAGAGCCUCACGAUGAACGUCAAGAGAUGCAUCAUCUGAGCACGCAACUUCCUAUGGACAUCCCAAACGCUCGACAAUUAGACCAAUAUGGUACGCAGCCCAGACAUGUACAAAUUGGAACGCCGAUUUCUCAUGAGAAGCCGGUUCACAAACCACAAUUUGGCGCUCCUGAGAUGCUUUCAAGCAAUAGUAAUAAGUCAAGUGUACCAAUGGAAACCAUCAUUUAUAUGAGGUCCCCAAAAGGACGCUUAUCGCCUAUGUCGGAUGGCGGAGCGAUUGAUGUUUAUCCCCAUUCUAACAAUAACACACCCAGAAUGGCCAACUAA